This is a messenger RNA of Eubalaena glacialis (North Atlantic right whale), 2990 nucleotides long. RefSeq names its product cadherin 4 (gene CDH4). The transcript is spliced from 17 exons. NCBI's taxonomy places the organism in Eukaryota, Metazoa, Chordata, Mammalia, Artiodactyla, Balaenidae. Gene Ontology annotation, biological process: calcium-dependent cell-cell adhesion; cell-cell junction assembly; cell morphogenesis. Gene Ontology annotation, molecular function: calcium ion binding; cadherin binding. The record is from RefSeq and is a predicted model, not a curated record. The coding region runs from base 1 to 2850 and encodes 949 amino acids. Gene Ontology annotation, cellular component: adherens junction; catenin complex; plasma membrane.
AUGACCGUGGGCUCCGGCGUGCUCCUCGUGCUGCUCUCGCUCUCCGGCGCGCUCCGGGCCCACAAUGGAGAUCUUACAGCCAGGGAGACCUGCAAAGCUGGAUUCUCUGAAGAAGAUUACACGGCAUUAAUCUCCCAGAAUAUUCUGGAAGGAGAGAAGGUCCUCAAAGUCAAGUUCAGCAGCUGCCUGGGGACCAAAGGGACACACUAUGAGACCGACAGCAUGGACUUCAAAGUCGGGGCUGACGGGACGGUCUUCGCCACCCGGGAGCUGCAGAUCCCCUCCGAGCAGGUGGCCUUCACCGUGACCGUGUGGGACCGCCAGACGGCCGAGCGCUGGGACGCCGCGGUACGGCUGCUGGUGGCCCAGACCUCACCUGCGCGCUCCGGACACAAGGAGACGUCUGUCCAGGUGCAAGCCCUGCAGCAGAGGGUCCCGGGUCCCAGGUCCCUGCCUGCCUCGCAGUGGGACGCGUCACCUACAUUCCCGUCACCAGGAGAGAAAGGAAAGAAGAGUGCAGCCCUGGACCCUGUCCAGCCGCCAAAUGACACGCUGUUGCCGUGGCCGCAGCAUCAGAGCUCCAAUGGACUGAGGCGGCAGAAACGGGACUGGGUCAUCCCGCCCAUCAACGUGCCAGAAAACUCCCGCGGGCCCUUCCCGCAGCAGCUGGUGAGGAUCCGGUCUGACAAAGACAGCGACAUCCCCAUCCGGUACAGCAUCACGGGCGUGGGCGCCGACCAGCCCCCGGUGGAGGUCUUCAGCAUCGACUCCAUGUCUGGCCGGAUGUAUGUCACACGGCCCAUGGACCGGGAGGAGCGAGCCUCCUACCACCUCCGAGCCCACGCCGUGGACAUGAAUGGCAACAAGGUGGAGAACCCCAUCGACCUGUACAUCUACGUAAUUGACAUGAACGACAACCGCCCCGAGUUCCUCAGCCAGCUGUACAACGGCUCCGUGGACGAAGGCUCCAAGCCAGGCACCUACGUGAUGACGGUCACAGCCAGCGACGCUGACGACGGCACCACGGCCAACGGGAUGGUGCGCUACCGGAUCGUGACCCAGACCCCGCAGAGCCCCUCCCAGAACAUGUUCACCAUCAACAGCGAGACAGGGGACAUCGUGACGGUGGCGGCCGGCCUGGACCGAGAGAAAGUUCAGCAGUACACAGUCAUUGUCCAAGCCACAGACAUGGAAGGAAACCUGAACUAUGGCCUCUCCAACACAGCCACAGCCAUCAUCACGGUGACGGACGUGAACGACAACCCGCCAGAGUUCACUGCCAGCACGUACGCAGGCGAAGUCCCCGAAAACCGGGUGGAGACGGUGGUCGCAAACCUCACUGUGAUGGACCGAGACCAGCCCCACUCCCCGAACUGGAACGCCGUCUACCGCAUCAUCAGCGGGGACCCCUCGGGCCACUUCAUUGUCCGCACGGACCCCGUCACCAACGAGGGCAUGGUCACCGUGGUGAAGGCAGUCGACUAUGAGCUGAACAGAGCGUUCAUGCUGACCGUGAUGGUGUCCAACCAGGCGCCCCUGGCCAGCGGGAUCCAGAUGUCCUUCCAGUCGACGGCGGGGGUGACCAUCUCAGUCAUGGACAUCAAUGAGGCCCCCUACUUCCCCUCGAACCACAAGCUGAUCCGCCUGGAGGAGGGCGUGCCCACCGGCACCGUGCUAACCACGUUUUCGGCAGUGGACCCCGACCGGUUCAUGCAGCAGGCCGUGAGAUACUCAAAGCUGUCGGACCCAGCGAACUGGCUGCACAUUAAUGCCACCAACGGCCAGAUCAGCACGGCGGCCAUCCUCGACCGCGAGUCUCUCUACAUCAAAAACAACGUCUAUGAGGCCACCUUCCUGGCAGCUGACAACGGGAUCCCUCCGGCCAGCGGCACCGGGACCCUCCAAAUCUAUCUCAUUGACAUCAACGACAACGCCCCUGAGCUGCUGCCCAAGGAGGCGCAGAUCUGCGAGAAGCCCAGCCUGGACACCAUCAACAUCACAGCGGCCGACGCGGACGUCGACCCCAACAUCGGCCCCUACGUCUUCGAGCUGCCCUUCGUUCCAGCGAGCGUGCGGAAGAACUGGACCAUCACCCGCCUCAACGGUGACUACGCCCAGCUCAGCCUGCGCAUCCUGUACCUGGAGACCGGGGUGUACGACGUCCCCAUCACCGUCACGGACUCGGGGAACCCGCCCCUGUCCAAUACGUCCAUCAUCAAAGUCAAGGUGUGCCCGUGCGAUGAGAACGGCGACUGCAGCACCAUGGGCGCGGUGGCAGCAGCCGGGCUGGGCACGGGCGCCAUCGUGGCCAUCCUCAUCUGCAUCGUCAUCCUGCUCACCAUGGUCCUGCUGUUCGUCGUGUGGAUGAGGCGGCGGGAGAAGGAGCGCCACACAAAGCAGCUGCUCAUCGACCCCGAGGACGACGUACGUGACAACAUCCUCAAGUACGACGAGGAGGGGGGCGGCGAGGAGGACCAGGACUACGACCUCAGCCAGCUGCAGCAGCCGGAGGCCGUGGAUCACGUGCUGAGCAAGGCCCCCGGGGUGCGGCGGGUGGACGAGCGGCCGGUGGGCGCCGAGCCCCGGUACCCGGCCAGGCCCGCGGUGCCCCACCCAGGAGACAUCGGGGACUUCAUCAGCGAGGGACUCCGGGCGGCCGACAACGACCCCACGGCGCCGCCCUAUGACUCGCUGCUGGUCUUCGACUACGAGGGCAGCGGCUCCAGCGCGGGCUCCGUCAGCUCCCUGAGCUCGUCCAGCUCCGGGAGCCAGGACUACGAUUACCUGAACGACUGGGGGCCCAGGUUCAAGAAGCUGGCGGACCUGUACGCAGGCGGCGAGGAGGAGUAAGCAGCCUCCCCGCCCCGGCGGAACGAGAACAGCGCUCGGACGGACGGACGGACGGAGACAGCGGGCCUUCCCGACUCCCGCGGCCGCGCCACUCGGCCGUGUGUGCGGGGUCCCCGCCCGCCCCCCGCACCGAGCUGUCU